CCACCAAAAAUCUCCUUUUAUAAUUUUAUCAUCACCACCCCUACUAUGUCAUCUAAUCCCCACACCUCCAAAUUUUCUUUUAACACCUUUUCUCCAUCGUAGAAACUAGAAUCCAAGAUUUUGCCAUAGCAGUGUAAAGAACAAAAGGAAAAAAGAGAAGAAAAGAAAAGAAAAGAAUAUAUAUAUAAAGAGGAAAAAUGGGAAGGAUAUUUGUGGUUGAGCUUGAUGGAAGGUCUUAUAGAUGCAAGUUUUGUAGAACUCACUUGGCUCUCCCUGAUGAUCUUGUUUCCAGGUCUUUCCAUUGUCGCCGGGGGAAAGCCUACCUCUUCAAUAAUGCCAAUGAAUCUUCAAAGUCUCGUAACUGCGCGACAUUUGAAGCUUUGAAUCGCUUAUUGUUUAGAAUUCCAUUCUCCAGGGUGAACAUAACAGUUGGAGCCUUGGAAGAGAGGGUGAUGCUAUCUGGAAUGCAUACUGUGGCUGAUAUAUUUUGCUGCUGUUGUGGACAAAUUGUUGGCUGGAAAUACGAGGCUGCACAUGAGAAGAGUCAAAAGUACAAAGAAGGAAAGUUUGUUCUUGAGAGGUUAGUCCGUUCUUUUGCAUCGGACAGGGGAAGGAUCGUGGAUGAAAUUGACUUCUCGUCGGAAGUAUACAUUGAUACCCGUCCUAGUAUGAGCGAUGGCGAAGACGCGUAGGAUGUAAACCACUGUUUCUGAGCUAGAUCUAGAAAUAUAAUAUAGUAGCAGCAGGUGUAAUGUAUGUACAUACAUAUAUGCAAGGAAAUAAUGUAAGAAAUUGGCGUGGAAGAUUUGGUGUUUGCAACUUGAUCCAUCUGACAAAGUACUUGUAUGUUAGUUCCAUGAUGUGUCUGGUACAAACAUUCUUAUGUUCUGUUGGGCAUGCAUAUAACUCAAGAUUCAGGCUUUAUCAAAGUUCCUUUUUUUA
This is a messenger RNA of Gossypium raimondii (Peruvian cotton), 942 nucleotides long. RefSeq names its product protein yippee-like At5g53940. Gene Ontology annotation, cellular component: ubiquitin ligase complex. The transcript has 5 exons. The coding region runs from base 198 to 692 and encodes 164 amino acids. NCBI's taxonomy places the organism in Eukaryota, Viridiplantae, Streptophyta, Magnoliopsida, Malvales, Malvaceae. The record is from RefSeq and is a predicted model, not a curated record.